Exophiala aquamarina CBS 119918 is the source of this 2367-nucleotide messenger RNA. RefSeq names its product ATP-dependent Clp protease ATP-binding subunit ClpB. Bases 1 to 2367 code for a protein of 788 amino acids. Gene Ontology annotation, molecular function: ATP binding; ATP hydrolysis activity. Gene Ontology annotation, cellular component: cytoplasm; mitochondrial matrix. The record is from RefSeq and is a predicted model, not a curated record. Lineage: Eukaryota; Fungi; Ascomycota; Eurotiomycetes; Chaetothyriales; Herpotrichiellaceae. Gene Ontology annotation, biological process: cellular response to heat. The transcript has a single exon.
AUGAACGCCUCGAAAUCUCUGCUCGUUCGGCGAGCCAUCAAUUCGCGAUCGUUCACCUCCCCUUUGCUCUCACGUGCUGCGACACCUUCAUUAGGACUUCUUGCUAGGUCGGCAAGAGCAAGAAGAUCUGUAACACCUGCUAUUUAUGCUGUUCGGACCUACGCAAAUGGCAGGCCACACCCCCCUGGCGGUACACAUCGGAUGAAUCUGGGUGGCGAGCCGGAAAAGCUUGCCUUGGAGGAAUAUGGUGUCGACCUUACACAGCGUGCCCGAGAUGGGAAGCUGGAUCCUGUGAUUGGAAGAGAUGGUGAAAUACAUCGGACAAUUCAGAUCCUCUCCAGGCGGACAAAGAACAACCCCGUAUUGAUCGGUGCCGCUGGGACCGGCAAGACCGCUAUACUCGAAGGGUUGGCGCAAAGAAUAGUUCGAGGGGAUGUACCAGAGAGCAUCAAGAACAAGAGAGUCGUAUCCUUGGAUCUUGGUCAGCUGAUCGCUGGUGCUAAGUUUAGAGGUGACUUCGAAGAACGACUGAAGAAAGUUCUAAAGGAAGUAGAAGAAGCACACGGAGGCGUCAUUCUCUUUGUCGAUGAGCUUCACACGCUUCUUGGUCUUGGGAAAGCCGAAGGCUCGAUAGAUGCUAGCAAUCUAUUGAAGCCUGCCUUGUCCCGAGGCGAGUUGCAGUGUUGCGGUGCUACUACUUUAAACGAAUACCGCUUGAUCGAAAAAGAUGUUGCUCUAGCUCGGCGUUUUCAGCCCAUUCAAGUUGGCGAGCCCUCGGUACAAGACUCGAUUUCCAUAUUGCGAGGCAUCAAGGACCGAUACGAGGUUCAUCAUGGUGUCCGUAUCACCGAUGGGGCUCUGGUCGCCGCCGCAACCUACAGCAAUCGUUACAUAACCGAUCGAUUCUUGCCCGAUAAGGCCAUCGACCUUGUCGACGAAGCUGCUUCCGCACUCAGGCUGCAACAGGAGUCCAAGCCUGAUCCAAUUCAGCGGCUCGAUCGCGAGAUCAUGACCAUUCAAAUCGAAUUGGAAUCUCUUCGCAAGGAGACUGAUGUCGCAUCCAAAGAACGUCGACAGAAGCUCGAAGAGACCCUCGCUGACAAAAACAAAGAGGUAGCUCGUCUCACCGAGAUUUGGGACCGCGAGAGAGCCGAGAUUGAGGCUAUUAAAAAGACAAAAGAAGAACUCGAGAAAGCUCGAUACGAAUUAGACGAAGCCAGACGACAGGGAGACUUUGGACGAGCUGGUGAACUUCAAUAUGCCACAAUCCCAAAACUCGAAUCUCAACUUCCGAAGGAAGGAGAAAAGGUUCGCACAACGACCGAAAAGGGCGAAACCCUGAUUCAUGACUCUGUGACUGCCGACGAUAUCGCGAAUGUCGUAAGCCGGACUACAGGCAUUCCAGUCACAAAACUCAUGGCUGGAGAAGUUGAGAAGCUUAUCAAAAUGGAAGACAAGCUGCGUGAGCAUGUGCGUGGGCAAGAUGAAGCCCUAGCAGCCGUCGCGAAUGCUGUUCGUAUGCAAAGAGCAGGACUCAGCGGUGAGAACCGUCCCAUAGGGAGCUUUAUGUUUCUUGGCCCAACUGGAGUGGGGAAGACAGAGUUGUGCAAGCAGAUUGCCAACUUCCUCUUCAGUUCUGAAUCUGCUGUCGUGAGAUUCGACAUGUCUGAGUUCCAAGAGAAACACACCGUCUCCAGACUUAUAGGCGCAACGGCGGGAUACGUUGGCUAUGAGGACGCUGGUCAACUGACGGAGGCUGUUCGACGAAAACCAUACGCGGUGCUCCUCUUCGACGAGUUUGAGAAGGCUCAUCGUGAUAUCUCCAGCUUGCUUUUACAAGUCCUCGAUGCAGGCUUCUUGAGUGACAGCCAAGGUCAUCGUGUAGACUUCCGCAACACCCUUGUGGUGCUCACCAGUAAUCUCGGUGCAGAUAUCCUGACAGGAGAUGGGGCAGACCUCGAGCAUGUGACCCCCGAGCAGAAGAAUGGAGUCAUGGAAGUGGUGCAAGCAUCCUAUCCUCCAGAGUUCCUCAACCGGAUCGAUGAGUUCAUCAUUUUCAACAAGUUAUCAAAGUCAGCGCUAAGAGACAUUGUCGACAUUCGAAUCAAGGAGCUGCAAGGUCGCUUGGACGAUCGACGAAUGAAGCUGAACGUCACAGCUGAAGUUAGAGACUGGCUUUGCGAAAAGGGCUAUAACCCCCGGUAUGGCGCGCGCCCACUAACCCGUUUGAUCCAGCAAGAAAUCGGACGGCGGUUAGCCGACAAAAUCAUCAGAGGAGAAUUGAAGACCGGUGAAACGGCUGAUGUGGUAAUUGACGAAAAAGGCGAAGCUUUGGGUAUAAAGCUUGCUGCCCCGAUCCAAGAAUAG